UAUUUUGACCCAUUUUCUUGUCUUUUUCUUUCUCUAAUUCUCUAGUACAGUACAAUGAAAGAAAGUAAUUUGAUUAUGGGAGUUAAGAAAGAACAGUGGUAGUACACUGUGCCAAGCCCUGACAUAUGUUAAUGAAAUUUGGGUAUAGAAAGGGUCAGAGUGCUAUCUAGUAGAAGAGCUUUUAAUGAAUUUUCCAACUUCACAGAGAAUACAACUGUUAUAUAGACCAACACUACGGCAACGCACCAGUGGGAAUGGUAGUUUCCUUUCUGUCACAGAAGAGUCAGACCUAGAUGGCUUAGCAGGUCUUAGAGAUGGACAAGAUGAAACAGGAACAGUACCUGCUCCUCGGCCAUACAGUGACCCACCUCCAAAGUACACACCGCCUCCCUCAUACUCCACGGCUACUGGAGUCAGAUUUGCAAAACUCCUGAAUCAAAGUUUCCGUCAGAGUAUGAGACGCCUUCGUUACACAUUGCGUAAUGGCUCAGAAGAUAGUACACACAGGGAUGCAGAUGGGACUCCACAAGAAGUUGAGUGUGGGCAGCCCAGCACAACAGCUAGGGAAGCCACCCCAUACAUCCCUCCACCAGAUUAUGUAACUGUUAUCACAGAAUGUAGCAGAGAAAGAAGUCACAGCUCUACAUCUAAUGAAGCACCUCCUCGGUACUCUACUUUAGAUCCGUUAAGAAGACAAGAAGCACUGGCAGCUUUGGCUAAUGCUGCGUCUUCUAGUAUGUGUAUUAAAACUGAUGAUGAGACUGAACUACCUUUACCCACAGCUCCAUCAUUACACAGAAACAAUAGCUUACGUAGAUCAGGGCUCAGACGCAGCAUAGCCUCAGGUGUGAGGCGAAGUGCUCGACGUCUUGCAGCAACACUUGGUGUUGGGAGUGGUGAAGAUGGGGCUACAUUAGUAGGUAGUGAAGCCUCAGUUAAUGAAGAUAAUCAGUCAGUAAGAGAAGUUGAACCUUCACAUCCAUAUGCAUAUACUAAUUUUGAGCUGGUCUCCCACUCGCAUGCGUGAGGUUGCUUAGGUCUGAUGUUCCAGUGAAAGAGUAGGCAUUAAUAUUUAUAGUUAAAAAUUUAUCUACGUUAAUGUUGAUUGUUUUGUUGAUAGAUUUAAAAAAAAAAUAUUCUAUCACUUCUUAUUUUAGCAUAACCAGAAAUAUAUUAUUAGUGCAAUAAAGUCAAAUUAAUUAUUAUAAUUACUACCAGCAUGAAAGCAACUCCUUUUUAAUGUUAAAAGGAUUUAAUAUUUACACAACAAUUGUAAAUAAGACUAAUACAUUCUACAGACACCAGAAAAUCAAUAAUGUACAAUUCUCCACUUUAAUUAAUGUUUACCGAGUUUAAGUACUGUGCUCAAAUUUGUAUAUAGUUUUUAUUUCACUGAAGGAAAACAUAGCAUUUCAUUAUGUACCAAAAUAACAUAACUGGUGGCUUACAAAAAGAUCAUAGGUUUUUUAAGAAAGUAAUUUUUCUAUAAAUUAUGCUUAAUAUUAA
This is a messenger RNA of Procambarus clarkii (red swamp crayfish), 1506 nucleotides long. NCBI's taxonomy places the organism in Eukaryota, Metazoa, Arthropoda, Malacostraca, Decapoda, Cambaridae. The record is from RefSeq and is a predicted model, not a curated record.